Molecule: messenger RNA, 597 nt
Organism: Sinocyclocheilus grahami
Lineage: Eukaryota; Metazoa; Chordata; Actinopteri; Cypriniformes; Cyprinidae
Product: lysosome membrane protein 2-like
Exons: 3
Biological process (GO): receptor-mediated endocytosis; protein targeting to lysosome
Cellular component (GO): membrane; cytoplasm
Molecular function (GO): scavenger receptor activity
Source: RefSeq, a predicted model, not a curated record
AUAGUCAGAAUUUAGGUACUGCAAGCAAAUUUUCAGAGCUCAAUCUCAAAAAAAACGGCAGUGAUGACGGUGAGUUCGUGUAUCACACCGGAGAGCAGAACUACCUGGACUUCGGCCGCAUUUACACCUGGAAGGGAGAAAAGAUGAUGUCCUUCUGGAAGAGCAACCAGAGUAACAUGAUCAACGGCACCGACGGCAGCGGCUUCCACCCGUUCCUGAGCAAAGAAGAGCGGCUGAACGUCUUCACCCCUGACCUCUGCAGGUAGCGGCCCUCGUUUACAUCCAUGCACUCAGCAGACGUCAAGGUUAUUAGACAGCUAGAUUACUAAUGCAGUCAGUGCUUUCAGAGUGAUAUUUAUGCUGAGAUUGAGACUUAAAUAUGUGCAUGCAAUGCCUUUUUUCCUGCUUGUUUUGCACUCACAUCUUUUGUUAUGUUGAUGUAAUAAAAUGAGACGACGCGCGCUGAACUUUUAGUGGAAAAGAGACGUUCAGACAGUCCUCAUCGCUGCUGAACAGCAGCUAAAACAGCUCCAGUUGUGCAGCACGAGAGAGAUCGAAAAUAACAGAGACGUAUGAAGUAAAAGUGCAGAAAAUUUC